This is a messenger RNA of Xenopus laevis (African clawed frog), 847 nucleotides long. RefSeq names its product mitochondrial ribosomal protein L32 L homeolog (gene mrpl32.L). Gene Ontology annotation, molecular function: structural constituent of ribosome. Gene Ontology annotation, biological process: translation. Gene Ontology annotation, cellular component: large ribosomal subunit; mitochondrial large ribosomal subunit; mitochondrion. The record is from RefSeq and is marked provisional. NCBI's taxonomy places the organism in Eukaryota, Metazoa, Chordata, Amphibia, Anura, Pipidae.
AGAGAAGGUCGAUGGGAAUAUGGCGGUCUCCAGUGGGCUUUUUGGAGGCGCGCUCAGUUCAUUGAUAAAAUGUUGUCUGCGAGUCGAGCAAAGUGCAUUGCGUUUGUUUGGCUUCCCUCACUUGUCUCAGGGUCCAGCUCUGGCAAUCCAGGGUCCAGUAUCCUGCCCCUUUCCAGAUAUGCAUUUAGAUGAUAAAGACUCCACGGCAGGAUUUCUGGAUAAUAUUUUCUGGAUGGCUGCACCCAAAAAUAGAAGAACAAUUGAAGUUAAUCGCUGCAGGAGAAGAAAUCCAAAUAAAUUAAUAGAAGUGAAGAACAAUAUUGAUGUGUGCCCCGAGUGUGGACAUCUCAAAUUAAAACAUGUUUUGUGUGGUUUCUGUUAUGAGAAAGUUCGUGAAGAGACUCAUCUAAUAAGGGAAGAAAUAAAGGCAAAAGAAGGUGGGCCCUUUAGAGCCCCCAUAGCACAGACAGUGGUCCUCUAUCAGGGCGAAAAGCCACGAUCAGAAGAUGAAGAGAAGAGGAUUAUUGAAAGAAACAGUAAACGUCCAUCAUGGUUUGCUUAUUGAUCGUAUUUUCUAUUAUUUGUUAUUGGACACAAAGAUUGUAAUAAGAAGCCAUAACAUUCCCCCGUGGUUUUCUUAUUAAUGGCAUUCUUGAAAUGCUUUUAAUGGGCAACCUUCAGAAAGAAAGCUAGCAUAUUUGUAAUAAUACGCUAUAUGUACUGCUUUUCCUUUAUUUUCUCAGAUAACUCUCCAAAAAUCUGUUCCAGUUUAAUGCAUUUUGUUCACUUUAUAUUUAAUAUAUAUUACACAUUCAAACUGGAAUAAGAAAAUAAAAUACAAAAACUU